AGUCAAAAUCAUCCUGCAGGAUAUUUUUUUAGCUUGAGCCACAAUACAGGCAAAUACCACAGGAUAUUUUGACCAGAGAACAGCCAAUUAGAAUAACAAGGUCCUGCUGCACCACGAUCUCAGGUUUGGGCUGAAAGUCCAUCUACAGACAGACAAAAGCAUCCCCUAUAAGGAGAAGAGGAACCAGAAAAGAAGAUGAAGCUGUUUGUCAUUCUAGCACUUGUAGCAAUCUGUAGCAACACGGUGUCUGCAAGGAACUUGUCCCGUAGAAAGCCCUCAUGGCCGCACAGCACACGGGACACUCAUAGAGCGCGACCAUCAGCGAGGACAUGCCUGUUGGAGGACGGGACAAGCUACAGGGGCUCUGUCUCUGUGUCGGCAUACGGCCACAGUUGCCUCAGAUGGUUCAAGUUUGAAUGGACCUCAGAGGCCGCAAAGGGACUGGGCCCUCACAAUUACUGCAGGAAUCCUGACCAGAGCUUGACGCCAUGGUGCCGAGUCAAAAGAGGAACAAGGAUUGUGAGAGAACUGUGCAACAUUUCUAAAUGUCCCGUUCCAAAACCUCCUGCCCCGCCAGCUGUGGAUACAGAGCUGACAUGUGGCGAGAUGCCAUCACAGAGGAUGAAUAAGAUAGUGGGUGGUGCUAUGACAUCCAUAGAGUCCCAGCCAUGGGUGGCAGCCAUCUUCCAUCGGCGCAGUGGUUUUGGGUGUGGAGGCUCACUCAUCGCACCUUGUUGGGUUCUUACUGCUGCACACUGUUUCCCUGACGGUGAGAACACCAAAAUCCGGCAUCUGUCUGUAUACCUGGGGAAAAGUUACAUCAAUGACACUGAUGCUGACCGGGAGCAGAAGUUCACCGUGGAACAAAUGAUCAUACACCCCAAGUACAACAAUUCCUAUGGCAGCUACAACAAUGACAUAGCGCUGUUGAAGAUCAAGAGCCAGGAUGGCAAAUGUGCGGUGCGGACACCGUCUGUGCGGACAGUUUGCCUUCCUCCACAUCUCACCAUGCUUCCUCCAGGAGUUGAAUGCAGCAUCGCAGGAUUCGGCAAGGAAAGCGACAGAGCAUGGCACUUCUCUCAAUACCUGAAGCAGGCAAAGGUGACGCUGCUCUCCGAGAGCGACUGUAAACGUGAUCCUACAUAUGCCAGAGACCUGACCAGCAACAUGUUCUGUGCCGCGAGCCCUACCUGGAGCACUGAUUCCUGCCAGGGUGACUCUGGCGGUCCCUUGGUGUGUGAAGUUUCGGGCCGGAUGUUUGUGUUCGGGGUGGUGAGCUGGGGCGAAGGCUGUGCCAAGCAGGACAAACCAGGAGUUUAUACACGUGUCACCAACUACAACAACUGGAUCGCAAUGAAAACCGGCCUCCCUGCCUAUGCAGCAGGAGUCAUGUAUCCCACAAAGUGAUGCUUUGAAA
Messenger RNA from Myripristis murdjan (pinecone soldierfish), 1417 nucleotides. RefSeq names its product urokinase-type plasminogen activator-like. Gene Ontology annotation, biological process: regulation of cell adhesion mediated by integrin; plasminogen activation. The transcript has 11 exons. Lineage: Eukaryota; Metazoa; Chordata; Actinopteri; Holocentriformes; Holocentridae. Gene Ontology annotation, molecular function: serine-type endopeptidase activity. The coding region runs from base 196 to 1407 and encodes 403 amino acids. The record is from RefSeq and is a predicted model, not a curated record.